AGCAACCGUAGAUGAACUUGCAGCAGGACCCACAAAUAAUGAUCCGAACCAGCAAACCGAGCGAACAACUACCCUUCCCCCGCCUCCUCUGAUCGGGCCCCAGCACCAACAACCGGAGACACCACCGCAAAUGCCUCCCCCGAAAAAACUUGCGAAGGUUUUGAUCGGGGUGCACAGUAAAAGGCUGUAUCAUAUGUAAAAACGUCCCCACCCCAUAGUCAAGUUGGGAACUUAGCAACACAAAUCCAGAACUCUUGGUAGCCACGCAUGACAAGUUGCAGUCCGUAGUGUAGUGCAUGUUAGCAAGGACAACCGCAUCACAAAUCCAUCUGCUUAUCGUGUUUGCAGCAUUACGAAUUCCAAAACACGACUGGCAAUGCAUCUCCUGGAGAUGCGUAUUACAAAUCUUCCUGUAAUCGCAAAUCUGCAUGACAACUUUGGGGUGGGGACAUUUUCACUCAGGAUAGGCUGCACGACUGCGUCAACGUGAACACCGUCCGCUGGUGGAUGGCGAAGCUGCACCAGUUAUGCAUUGCAAAAGUGUCGUACUCGUAUUGCAGUCAUGCAUUACAAAUCUUUUUCUUAAGGUAGAUCCGCAUUACAAAUGUUAUUUCUCAUGCUGUUUUAAUGCAUUUAGACGAGUCCAAUAAUUUUGCAACGCAUACCAGUUCCGGACCGACAAAAAGAAGCUGAAAGAGAUCCUGUUCUACAUGCCGGACACGGUGUGGAACUUUAUGGCGACCGACUCGGCAGACGAACGGUGGUCGCGGCCGAUCUGGGACCCGUUUUUUGUGAAAGCUACCCUCAAAGUCCCGGACACCAAUUUGUACAGUGAGAAGCAACUUAUUCUAGCCACCAAAGGAACUUCCUUUACCGACCCGUUUACCGGCUCCAGCG
This is a messenger RNA of Amoebophrya sp. A120, 897 nucleotides long. Lineage: Eukaryota; Dinophyceae; Syndiniales; Amoebophryaceae. The record is from the annotation of a GenBank genome assembly.